AUGGAGCCAGUCGUUCUGCACAAGCUCGGAAAGCCCCACAGCAUUGGCAGCUCUGAACGGAUUCAGCUCUCAGGAAUGUACAAUGUUCGAAAAGGGAAAAUACAUUUGCCAGUCAACAGAUGGACAAGACGCCAAGCUAUCCUUUGUGGAACAUGCCUAAUUGUCUCAUCAGUAAAAGAAAGCCAGACUGGAAAGAUGCAUGUUCUCCCUUUAAUUGGUGGAAAAGUGGAAGAAGUGAAAAAGCACCAGCACUGUUUAGCAUUUAGCUCUUCUGGACCUCAAAGCCAGACCUAUUACAUUUGUUUCGAUAACUUCACUGAAUAUUUGCGAUGGCUUCGACAAGCAUCAAAGAUUGCAUCACAACGCAUAAGCUCAGUGGAUCUUUCAUGCUGCAGCCUGGAGCACCUGCCUGCCAACCUGUUUUAUAGCCAAGACCUCACUCAUCUCAAUUUAAAGCAGAAUUUCCUAAGGCUAAACCCCAGCCCAUCCACAAGCAGAGCGCUUAGUGAAUUGCAAAGAUUCACCAAGUUGAAGAGCCUUAACCUUUCCAAUAAUAAUUUAGGAGACUUCCCACUGGCAGUCUGCAGCAUCCCAACCCUGACUGAGCUCAACGUGUCCUGCAAUGCCCUCAGAAGUGUUCCAGCAGUUGUAGGCGAGAUGCACAACUUGCAGACAUUUUUGCUAGAUGGCAACUUUCUCCAGUCCCUUCCUGAUGAGUUGGAGCAUAUGCAUCAACUCAGCUAUGUGAGUCUGUCCUUCAAUGAGUUCACCGACAUUCCAGGGGUGCUGGAGAAGCUGACUGCCAUGGAUAAGCUCUGUAUGUCAGGAAACUGCAUGGAUACCCUGAACCUACAGGUGUUAAAAAAGAUGCCUCAUAUUAAACAUGUGGAUCUAAGAUUGAAUUCAAUUAGGAGAUUGGAAGCCGGUGAAGUAGAUUUUCUGCAUCAUGUGACCCAACUGGAUCUGAGAGACAACAAACUUGGGGAGCUGGAUGCAACAGUUUUUAACAACGUUGAAGUGUUACACUGUGAACGAAAUCAACUGGUAACCCUCAAAAUCAGUGGAUAUUUUCUCAAAGCGCUGUACGCUUCCUCAAAUGAACUUGCUCACCUUGAUGUGUAUCCAGUUCCUAAUUGCCUGGCUUAUAUGGAUAUUUCUAGGAAUCACCUGGAAAACCUGCCUGAGUGGGUGUGUGACAGUAGGAAACUGGAAGUGUUGGAUGUUGGCCAUAACCAGAUACGUGAGCUGCCUGCCCGGUUGUUUUACAAUAGUAGCUUGCGGAAGCUGCUGGCAGGACAUAACAUGUUAGGAAGGCUACCAGAUCGGCUUGAGCGAACGCAAGUGGAGGUCCUGGACGUGCAACACAACCAGCUCCUUGAACUGCCAUCUAACCUGCUUUUGAAAGCAGACAGCCUGAGAUUUCUUAAUGCCUCUGCCAACAAACUGGAAAUGCUUCCUCCAGCCACUCUUUCUGAAGAAACCCAUAGCAUCUUGCAGGAGUUGUAUUUGACCAAUAACAACCUGACAGAUAAAUGCGUACCCUUGUUAACGGGCCAUCCACACCUGAAAAUCUUGCACAUGGCUUACAAUCGCUUACAGAGCUUCCCUGCGAGCAAAAUGGCCAAGCUGGAAGAGUUGGAAGAAAUUGAUAUUAGUGGGAACAAACUGAAAGCCAUUCCAACAACCAUCAUGAACUGCAGACGUAUGCAUACUGUAAUUGCUCACUCCAACUGCAUUGAAGUCUUCCCAGAAGUCAUGCAGCUUUCUGAAAUAAAGUGUGUGGACCUAAGCUGCAAUGAGCUGAGUGAAGUCACAUUGCCUGAAAAUCUGCCUCCAAAACUACAAGAGCUGGACCUGACUGGAAAUCCCAGAUUAGCCUUGGAUCACAAAACCCUAGAGCUGCUGAACAAUAUCCGUUGCUUCAAGAUCGACCAGCCCUCGGCCGGUGAUGCUUCAGGAGCACCGGCAGUGUGGAGUCACGGUUACACAGAAGCAUCAGGCGUCAAGAACAAGCUGUGUGUGGCAGCACUUUCAGCCAAUAACUUCUGCGACAACCGGGAGGCGCUUUAUGGUGUUUUCGAUGGUGACCGCAACGUGGAAGUGCCGUAUCUGCUGCAGUGCACAAUGAGUGACAUUUUAGCAGAAGAGCUGCAGAAAACAAAGAAUGAGGAGGAAUACAUGAUCAACACUUUCAUCGUUAUGCAGAGGAAACUUGGAACAGCUGGACAAAAACUUGGAGGCUCUGCUGUGCUUUGCCAUAUAAAACACGAUCCCAUGGACCCUGGUGGAUGCUUCACACUAACCUCGGCAAACGUGGGGAAGUGCCAAACCAUUCUCUGCCGGAAUGGGAAACCUCUGCCUUUGUCCAGGUGUUAUGUGAUGAGUUGUGAAGAAGAGCUGAAGAGGAUUAAGCAGCAUAAGGCCAUUAUCACCGAGGAUGGCAAAGUGAAUGGUGUGACGGAUUCAACAAGAAUCUUGGGGUACACCUUCCUUCACCCAAGUGUUGUGCCGCGUCCUCACGUCCAGUCCAUCACCUUAACUCCACAAGAUGAGUUUUUCAUUCUGGGGAGCAAGGGGCUGUGGGACAGCCUCUCGAUGGAUGAAGCAGUGGAGGCAGUCAGAAACGUGCCUGAUGCGCUGGCAGCCGCGAAGAAGCUUUGCACUUUGGCCCAGAGUUACGGCUGCAACGACAGUAUCAGCGCUGUCGUGGUUCAGCUCAACGUGACGGAGGACAGCUUCUGCUGCUGUGAACUUAAUGGGGUCCCACCCCCUAGCCCAGGCAUUUUCCCCCAGUCUGUCAACGUGGUCAUCAAGGACAGGCCAACAGAUGCGCUUGGGAUGCCAUCUUCCAGCAGCGGCAUGGCUUCGGAGAUCAGCAGCGAGAUCUCCACCUCUGAAAUGAGCAGUGAGGUGGGGUCCACAGCGUCCGACGAGCCUCCCCAGGUAGCCAUGAACGAGAACAGCCCAGCCUACCCCGGGGAGCAGCGCUGCAUGCUGCACCCUGUCUGCCUGUCCAAUUCUUUCCAGCGGCAGGGCGGGAGCCAUAAUUUAAUUGAAGUUGCAACAGACGCGCCACUCAGAAAAACAGGGGGCUACUUCGCUGCUCCAGCACAGCCCGAUCCCGAUGACCAGUUUAUCAUCCCACCAGAGCUUGAAGAAGAAGUGAAGGAGAUUAUGAAGCAGCACCAGGAACAACAGCAGCAGCAGCAGCAGCGGUUGUGCACCACUGCCUACACAAGGAAAACCAGCAGCGGCAGUAUCCGAUGGACCACCUGGCAGACUAUUACGACACACCACUAUGACCCAUUCUAUUCACUGCUCAGAAAUAAACUAAUGAGCAAGGAGACUUGAGUGUGGGACCCAGUGGGCUCGCAUUACAGCAGGGUUUUUCCUUAUCCUUUUCCUUUAUGUACUUCCUUUUCCCUUAUCCUGCCACUACAGAUAACUGCAGCUUUUCAGUUUGUUAGGUUUAAUAUUCAUUGACUUUCUUCUAGAGACGCUUGACCAGUAAAGUUUAAAAUAGUUAACCUUCCCUUAACAUAUCACGUGUAAAAACAAAAAGCAAAAAAUAAUUAAAAAAAAUAAUAAAAAGGUUUAAUAUAUUGCUGAGAAACAGAUGAUGAUGUAAUAUUUUUUAAAAUGGCUUGUUUGUUUUGUUUGAAAAGCAGGGCAGUAGCCAGUGCUAAAUGAUUUAAGUAAUAUUGUAAUACUGUAUUUCUUUGAGAGAAAAGGCUUUUUUUGGUCUUGAAAAUGAUAGACAUUUGUAGAAUAUGGAGACUAACUCCUAGGAGUUGCUUUACUCUUUCAGGUGACUUAAGUCACUGAGAUUCACUAAUUUUCUCUGAGAGAACAGUUGAUUGGGGAAUUCCUGUAAAUAGCUCAGUGUUGUAUAGUGAUGCUUACAUGUUUUGUAGCCUUGGCAUUAAGGACACAACCUGAAAAACUGACCUUUUUUCUUAAGCGACUCUCUGGGCCAUGGUCAUUAAACGUAACGGACUGAGUGGCUGUGUACAAGUUAGCUAGAGCUGAGGUGGUGAAGACCAUUUAAAGAAAAACCCACUUUUUCCUCUGGUCUCUCUCUUUCCUUACUUUUACAGACACGUUUUGUUUGUGUUCCUUACUGCUGCCACAACCAGCAUGAUUGUAUAGAGCUCAUUUGCUGUAGAACAUUUACAUACCAAGAGUUAUAUUAAAGCCGAAUGCACAAAUGAACAUGUCAUAAUUUUUGUUAUAAUAAAUAUGAAAUUUACACCUGA
This is a messenger RNA of Nestor notabilis (Kea), 4256 nucleotides long. It is a transcript of the gene PHLPP1, whose product is annotated as PH domain and leucine rich repeat protein phosphatase 1. Gene Ontology annotation, molecular function: protein binding. Lineage: Eukaryota; Metazoa; Chordata; Aves; Psittaciformes; Psittacidae. The record is from RefSeq and is a predicted model, not a curated record. The coding region runs from base 1 to 3351 and encodes 1116 amino acids. The transcript has 18 exons.